GUUUAUUCAGCGGUGAGCGGCCCUGAUUUGCACGUCAGGCGUUCAGAGUCCAAGCCUCGAGUUCUCCCUACUUUAUAAAGUCUUCUCUCGGAAGCGAUAGAAGCUAGAAGUAUCCAAAUCACGAGCUCCCAGUUACUCGUUAUACUCUGAUUUCCAUCGUUGGUUUGUACUCAUGUUCCUCUAGAACUCAUUACGCAUCUACGCGGAGAACGGAAGUCGGAGUAGUGGUGAACGAAGAGAAGUAAAGUCGGGAGUAGUGGUAACUCGUGGAAGGGAGUAGGAGAAAUUGAGGAAGGAACAACGGCGAGUCACGUGGAUUCCAGCCACGUCGUCUACGAGGCCAAUCAAACUUUGCAAGGACGAGCUUCGUGUGGUGAGUUGAAGAUCGCAGACGCUUCGCAACCCAAAGCUGUGAGAAUGUCAGGAUCACCAGUGCUGGACGAACAGGAAAGUGUAGAGGUCUUUGACGAAGCUCUAUUCAGUACUUUGGACAUUGUGCUACUUGGUGCUCUUCUUCUGGCAGCUGGAUGGUGGUUAUUACGUCGUAACAAACAGGAAAAUUUGCCAGCUCCUACAAAAUCUUAUUCCAUUCAACCAACAGCAUACACUGCUCUAGUUCCUUCAGAAAAUUCAUUCAUUAAGAAGCUUAAGACUUCUGGAAGAAGUCUUGUUGUUUUCUAUGGAAGUCAAACUGGAACCGGUGAGGAAUUUGCUGGUAGACUUGCCAAGGAAGGAAUUCGUUAUAGGAUGAAGGGAAUGGUAGCAGAUCCUGAGGAAUGUGAUAUGGAAGAACUUGUAAACAUGAAGAGUAUACCCAACAGCUUGGCUGUAUUUUGCUUAGCAACGUAUGGUGAGGGUGAUCCGACAGAUAAUGCCAUGGAAUUUGUUGACUGGCUGAAAAAUGGUGAUGCUGACCUUAACGGCUUGAAUUACGCUGUCUUUGGAUUAGGAAACAAGACUUAUGAGCAUUAUAAUGAAGUUGCUAUCUAUGUUGAUCAUAGACUUGAGCAACUUGGAGCUACUAGAGUAUUCGAGCUUGGUCUUGGAGACGAUGAUGCAAACAUUGAAGAUGAUUUUAUUACCUGGAAAGACAAAUUUUGGCCAGCAGUCUGUGAUUUCUUUGGAAUUGAGGGUGCUGGCGAAGAUGUCAGCAUUCGUCAGUACAAACUUACUGAACAUGUUGAUGCUUUACCAGAAAAGGUUUACACAGGGGAAAUUGCACGUCUUCAUUCCUACAAGAAUCAACGAUCACCAUACGAUGCGAAAAAUCCUUACUUGGCUCCUGUGAAGGUAAAUCGGGAAUUACAUGGACCAACAUCCGAACGAUCCUGUAUGCAUAUUGAAUUUGACAUUGAAGGAUCGACGAUGCGUUACGAGGCUGGUGAUCACCUGGCUGUCUACCCUGUAAAUAAUUCAGAGCUUGUCAAUAAAAUUGGAGAAGUCUGUCAGGUGGAUUUGGAUACUGUAAUCACAUUGACCAAUACAGAUGAAGAGUCCACGAAGAAGCAUCCAUUCCCCUGCCCUUGCUCCUACAGAACAGCGUUGACGCACUACUUAGACAUCACCAGUAAUCCCAGGACUCACGUUUUGAAAGAACUCGCAGAGUAUUGCUCCGAUCAGGCGGAUAAGGAUAAGUUAAAGCUUAUGGCGUCUACCACGCCUGAAGGCAAAGCUCUUUACCAGCAAUGGAUUACCCAAGAGAAUAGAAAUAUUGUACACAUUCUGGAAGACAUUCCCAGCUUGAAACCACCUCUGGAUCAUCUGUGUGAAUUGUUACCACGUCUGCAGUGCCGAUACUAUUCAAUUUCAUCAUCGCCUAAGUUACACCCUACGACGAUUCACAUUACCGCUGUUGUCGUUGAGUACAAGACUCCUACUGGUCGUAUAAACCGCGGUGUCACGACUACCUGGUUAAAGGAGAAGCAUCCAUCAGAUCCACCUUGUCUGGUACCAAUCUUUGUACGUAAAUCUCAGUUCCGACUUCCUACUCGUCCUGCCACACCUGUCAUCAUGGUUGGCCCCGGCACAGGACUAGCACCUUUCCGCGGAUUCAUCCAGGAACGUGAUAUCGCGAGAAAGGAAGGUAAAGAAGUUGGCGACACAAUCCUUUACUUCGGCUGUAGGCGGCGUCACGAAGAUUAUCUUUAUAAAGAGGAGCUAGAAGAAUUUGAGAAAAAUGGUACGCUUAAGCUACACACUGCCUUCAGUCGAGAGCAAGCACAGAAAGAAUAUGUGACUCAUCUGCUGGAGAAUAAUAAGGAAGAGAUAUGGAGUGUUAUCGGGGAGAAGAAUGGUCACAUUUAUAUAUGCGGUGAUGCUCGUAACAUGGCACGCGAUGUUCACAACAUAUUGGUGAAGGUCGUAAUGGAACGUGGCAAGAUGACAGAAAUGGAAGCCACUGCCUUUAUCAAGAAGAUGGACACGCAGAAACGUUACUCCAGUGACGUAUGGAGUUGAACUGUUGGGAUCAACAAAGUGUCCGUUUUCGCAAAUCCUUACGUUUUGUUACAACGUAUAAAAAAUAUCUAUUUACCGUGUUUUUAUUGCUCGGUAAAUCUACGCAUCUUGGUUUAUUCUCUAAACCCCACUUAUUAAACGUUAAUUAAUGAAAUUCGAUGAAAACCAAUUUACCUACAAAUUAGGCUGAAUUAAUUACACUGGAUGCCUUCGUGAAACUAUUAUAGAGAAUUUUUUUAUAUUAAAAGAUGGAUUUUAAUGUGUCGUCAGUAGUAAUACAGCUGGUUUGAAAUAGUAUGAAUUGUUAUAGAAAAAUUUACAUAUGAAUCGAACCUCUGAAGUGGUUUGUAUCAUAUCUCAUGGGAUUUUAAAAUUUAUUCAAUAUUUAAUAUUUGACUGUCGAGGAAAGAGAUGUAGUAUCAAAAGUAUCUUGGGAAGAGUCAAUUUGUAUCCAUCUCACUGAUGAAGUCUCUAUACUAUAUGCAAGUAUAUGAUUCUCUUCAAUUAUUAUUGGAUUAGUUUAACUCGAUCGUUCAGAAAUUUUUGUUUAAUUUUAAUUAUGAGGCGAUCGGGAAUCACUGUCUUUUUAUGAUCGCAAGAACGGAUGAAAUAUUAAGUGUUCGUUUAUUCUGUAUCGGAAUUAACUGUGAAAUUUCGUAAUUUAUGUAUGUAUCAUUUCAUUCAUGUUUAAUCUGCAUCAUGUAGAUACGAAGCGUCAUAUCAUGAAACUUUUACGUUUUUAAUAGUGACAUAUUAGGUUAAGUAUAUUUGGUACGCGAUGGCGAUUAUAUUAUUAUUUUAGUACAAGUAUAGGGAAGGUAUAUUUUUUUAAGGAUUCGUGUCGGCGUUCUUGUCAUUGCAAAAAAAGUAUACAAAGAAUUUUCUCAAUUCCUAGAACAAUUAUAAAAUCACAAUAAAGAUGUUAAAACAGCAACAAUA
Cephus cinctus (wheat stem sawfly) is the source of this 3396-nucleotide messenger RNA. It is a transcript of the gene Cpr, whose product is annotated as NADPH--cytochrome P450 reductase. The transcript is spliced from 11 exons. Gene Ontology annotation, molecular function: NADPH-hemoprotein reductase activity; flavin adenine dinucleotide binding; FMN binding. Bases 418 to 2457 code for a protein of 679 amino acids. The record is from RefSeq and is a predicted model, not a curated record. Gene Ontology annotation, biological process: response to hormone. NCBI's taxonomy places the organism in Eukaryota, Metazoa, Arthropoda, Insecta, Hymenoptera, Cephidae. Gene Ontology annotation, cellular component: cytosol.